This is a messenger RNA of Capsella rubella, 1997 nucleotides long. Its product is annotated as calcium-dependent protein kinase 21. Lineage: Eukaryota; Viridiplantae; Streptophyta; Magnoliopsida; Brassicales; Brassicaceae. Gene Ontology annotation, molecular function: calcium/calmodulin-dependent protein kinase activity; calcium-dependent protein serine/threonine kinase activity; calcium ion binding. Gene Ontology annotation, cellular component: cytoplasm; nucleus. Gene Ontology annotation, biological process: intracellular signal transduction; protein autophosphorylation; peptidyl-serine phosphorylation. The coding region runs from base 180 to 1784 and encodes 534 amino acids. The record is from RefSeq and is a predicted model, not a curated record. The transcript has 9 exons.
UACACUCACAAGUUGACGCGACUGAAUAAUUCCAAUUACAGUCAAACAUUCAGAAAUCACAACUCAAGAGUAUGUUUGUUCCUCCUCAACCCCACAUCUUCGAUCUGGGUUUCUCUCUUUCAAUCCUCCAAGCUCAUCUUCUUCAAACCCACUAGAAAAAGUCUCCACCUUUACUAAUAAUGGGUUGCUUCAGCAGUAAACACCGGGAAACUCAAAACGACGGCGGAGAAAGAUCAUUUCCGAUCAGUCCGGCACAAACCCAUGUCGUUAAUCAAGUUCCUGAGCAAUCUAAACCUCAAACCCCAACACGCAAACCCACAAAUCAACAGAUUCCAACACCGUCAGCGAACCCAAUCUCAGCUCGAGGUCUAGAUACCAUAUUAGGUAAACCAUUCGAAGACAUCAGGAAAGUUUACAGCUUGGGAAAAGAACUGGGUCAAGGUUAUUUUGCGACUACGUAUAUGUGCACAGAGAUUUCGACUGGGAACACUUACGCUUGCAAAUCGAUUCUUAAGAGUAACCUAAUCAGUCAGAUAUACGAAGAGGAUGUGAAGAGAGAGAUUCAGAUAAUGCAGCAUUUGUCUGGACAACCAAAUAUAGUUGAGAUCAAAGGUGCUUAUGAGGAUAGACAAUGUGUACAUUUGGUUAUGGAGCUGUGUGCUGGUGGUGAGUUGUUUGAUAGGAUUAUAGCUAAGGGUCAUUACUCUGAGAGAGCUGCUGCUGGUAUCAUGAAGUCAAUUAUGAAUGUUGUUCAGAUUUGUCAUUCUAUGGGUGUGGUUCAUCGAGAUCUCAAGCCUGAGAAUUUCUUGCUCUCGAGUAAAGAGGAGAAUGCCGUGCUUAAAGUUACUGAUUUUGGGUUGUCCGAGUUCAUUGAAGAAGGAAAAGUUUACCGGGAUAUAGUUGGGAGUCCUUUCUACAUUGCUCCUGAAGUAUUAAGGCGGAGUUACGGGAAAGAAGUGGACAUUUGGAGUGCUGGUGUUAUUUUAUACAUCCUACUCAGUGGUGUACCUCCUUUUUGGGCCGAAAAUGAUAAAGGAAUAUCCAUUGAGAUUAUGAAAGGUGAGACAAAUUUUAAACGCCAACCAUGGCCUUCAAUAUCUGAGAGCGCGAAAGAUCUUGUUAGAAAGAUGCUAACCAACGACCCAAAGAGACGGAUCACUGCUGCACAGGUUCUUGAACAUCCUUGGAUCAAAGGGGAAGAAGCAUCGGACAAGCCUAUUGAUAGCACUGUUUUAUCUCGUAUGAAGCAAUUCCGAGCAAUGAAUAAACUUAAGAAGCUAGCUCUAAAGGUUAUUGCAGAGAGUCUAUCAGAAGAGGAGAUCAAAUGUCUUAAAACCGUGCUUGCCAAUAUGGAUACCGACAGAAGUGGGACAAUCACUUAUGAAGAACUCAAAACUGGGCUAACUAGACUUGGGUCUAGAAUCUCUGAAACUGAUCUAAAGCAACUCAUGGAAGCAGCUGAUGUCGAUGGUAAUGGAACAAUCGAUUACUACGAGUUUAUCUCUGCUACAAUGCAAAGAUACAAAUUAGAUCGAGAUGAGCAAGUGUACAAAGCAUUCCAACACUUUGAUAAAGACAACAAUGGGUACAUAACUAGGGAUGAGUUGGAAUGUGCCAUGACGGAAUAUGGAAUGGGAGAUGAAGCUAGCGGCAAAGAAAUUAUAUCCGGAGUUGAUACAGACAAUGAUGGAAGAAUAAACUUUGAGGAGUUUCGUGCGAUAAUGAGAAGUGGCACCACACAACCACAAAGGAAAGAAUACACAAAGUCACUUGUAGAGCUGUGAUUAAAAGAAAAAAAAUGUAUAGGCGAUAUCAUUCAUUCUGGAAAUUUCUAAUGAAAAAAAUCUUCUUCUCCUUCAUCUCCUGUCUCUUUCGAAAGCUUGGUUCAUUGUUUUGCUUGAGAUUGAUUCUCUGUUGGGUGAGCUAGGAAUUUGUGUGUUUUGUGAACAUUAUUAUGUCGUUCUUGAGAAAUUGCAAUUAAGGCCUCUUUGUCUCUU